CUUCUGCGAUUGUUUCUCUCUGUGUCAUAAUAAUACAGUCUUCCUUGAGAAAUAGAGCUCGAAGCUUCCAGGAAAAGUAAUGGCAAGUGAAGAUGAUUCGAUCGAACAAAGAUCUGCUGCCCGUAAAGAGGCGCUUAGAGCUCUAAAGGCAGCUCAGGAGCUGUCCGAGAGCAAGGAAGACGGACAAGAUGAUGCAGUCGAAGAAGAUGGUCCAGCCAUGAAAUUUAGAAAUUAUGUUCCCCAAGAUAAAGAGCUUCAGGAUGGUAAAGUUGCGCCACCAGAGCUUCCCAAAUUCGAAGAUCCAAUUGCUGCACUUGCACCUGCAGUGGAGAAGAAAGAGGACCCAUUUGUCAACAUUGCUCCGAAGAAGCCAAACUGGGACCUCCGAAGAGAUGUCCAGAAGAAGCUUGAUAAGCUCGAAAGGCGGACUCAAGCUGCAAUGUCUAAACUCACGCAGGAGAAACGUGAGAUGGCCGAAGCUGAUGGAGACGCCUUGGAAAGUUAAAACAUGAUGACAUCUUAAAAGCCACACAACAUCACAUUAUAUUCUACUCAAUUUUGUAUAACUCACUGUUGAAGCUUUCUGUUCAAAAGAGAGUAGACCAUUAGGGCUCCGUUUGUUUCAAUCCUACUGCCAUUUGGCAUAAACAAGGUAGGAUACUGAGAUCAUAUUUCGUGGUAGAACUUGGUUCGGUCUGAUAUUGUCUCAGAUUUGGUCUAAUUUGGUUUGGAAGAAAUCAUACCAAAGUCAAUUCGGUUUGACCAUAA
Eutrema salsugineum is the source of this 768-nucleotide messenger RNA. Its product is annotated as coiled-coil domain-containing protein 12. The record is from RefSeq and is a predicted model, not a curated record. Gene Ontology annotation, cellular component: post-mRNA release spliceosomal complex; U2-type spliceosomal complex. NCBI's taxonomy places the organism in Eukaryota, Viridiplantae, Streptophyta, Magnoliopsida, Brassicales, Brassicaceae. Bases 80 to 505 code for a protein of 141 amino acids. The transcript has 5 exons.